AUGGCCUGUGCCACCCUAAAAAGAUCCUUGGAAUUUGAUCCUGUUCACAGCCACGGUCGUCCUAAUAAGCGACGAAGAUGUGCUCCAAUGUGCGUAUCACCUGGCAGUUCAACCCAACGGACAUCCAGCCAUCAAAAUCCAUCACCGUUUGGCGAAGUCACGCACAAAUUGACGCCUGAGAAAAUGGCUGCUAACAUUAGAGAAGAAAUUUGCCGAUUACAUAAACGUAAGCAGUUGCAUUUCAACCCACAAGGUAAUUCAAGUGGUUGUGAUUCUUCGGACAUGGAAGGGGGCCCAGCAAGUCCAUCUGGUUGUGGUUCAAGCUCAAUGCUCAAAGAACAAGAAACUCAAAUACGCGAAGAGUAUGAUCAGAUAUUAACAAUGAAACUCUCAGAACAAUACGACGCUUUUGUUAAAUUUACAUACGAUCAAAUUCAGAAAAGAUUUGAGUCUGCAGCUGCACCAAGCUAUCUGUCUUAA
Cotesia congregata is the source of this 480-nucleotide messenger RNA. The record is from the annotation of a GenBank genome assembly. Lineage: Eukaryota; Metazoa; Arthropoda; Insecta; Hymenoptera; Braconidae.